CUGACAGAUCACCAGCAGUUGUCGGCAAGGCCCAGCCCAGCCCUGCCACCACUUUGUCCUUCACACCGGCCCCGGCCCCCGGCUCUGCUGCAGCCUCCGCCACCGUGGAUUCAUCGUUUGACCGCCAUUGGAGAGCACGGAUUCGGCAAUGACCUGAGAGGCUGCCGGCAGUUUCGAGCAGGAUCCGUACUCAGAGCGACACCCUCCAGCCCCCCCCCUCCCCCACCCACCCCCCCCUCCCCCCGACAACAAUAUGGGGCGCAAGAAGAUUCAGAUUACUCGCAUCUUGGACGAACGUAACCGACAGGUGACGUUUACCAAGAGGAAGUUUGGUCUGAUGAAGAAGGCGUAUGAGCUGAGCGUGUUGUGUGACUGUGAGAUCGCCCUCAUCAUCUUCAACCACUCCAACAAGCUGUUCCAGUACGCCAGCACCGACAUGGAUAAGGUGCUGCUCAAAUACACAGAGUAUAACGAGCCUCAUGAGAGCCGCACCAACGCCGACAUCGUGGAGACGUUGAGGAAGAAGGGCACUAACGGCUGUGACAGCCCGGAGGCGGAUGUGGAUGAGACUGUGGACCAGAGCCCCUACAUGGACGACAAGUUCCGUAAAGUGACCGACGAUAUCGACGUCCUCUUCAAACGCUACGGGGUGAGUGUCUCAGCCCGCCCCCCCCCACUGACCCCCCCCGCCCCCACCCCACC
Amblyraja radiata (thorny skate) is the source of this 702-nucleotide messenger RNA. RefSeq names its product myocyte-specific enhancer factor 2D homolog. Gene Ontology annotation, biological process: cell differentiation; heart development; positive regulation of transcription by RNA polymerase II. The transcript is spliced from 4 exons. NCBI's taxonomy places the organism in Eukaryota, Metazoa, Chordata, Chondrichthyes, Rajiformes, Rajidae. The record is from RefSeq and is a predicted model, not a curated record. The annotation marks the transcript as partial. Gene Ontology annotation, molecular function: protein dimerization activity; histone deacetylase binding; RNA polymerase II cis-regulatory region sequence-specific DNA binding.